AAAUACUGUAUAGAGCCCUAAAUCCCUAAUUUGUGGAACCCUAAAGACUAGUCAAAACCAAAUCCAUUUUUAUACUUCCAACUCUUUAAUUCUUCUUUUGACUCUGCAAUUUCUAAUCGUUGAUACUCAAAUUCUCUCCCCUUUGAUAGCUGUUUAUGGUGGAUAGCCCAUCUUCUUUAUCUCUAACACCAAAACCGUAAACCCCUUACUAAAACCCCAAAUUUUCAGAUACCCUCUUCAUCGUCCAAUCCCUAAACAGGAGUUUUUCUUCAUUCUAAUCCUCCGUAUCUAUCUAUGGCUACAGACGCUUCGCCCAAGUUCCAAAACCCAGACUUCCGGCCAGUUCCUCAGCCACCAGAUUUUCACCCGGAAAUUGUCGUCAGGGCCCAUGACGGUCUCCACUUCUGGCAGUUCAUGAUUGCAGGCUCUAUCGCUGGUUCUGUCGAGCACAUGGCCAUGUUCCCCGUCGACACCGUCAAGACCCAUAUGCAGGCCCUCGGGUCGUGCCCAAUUAAGUCAGUUGGGGUCAGACAGGCCCUUAAAUCUAUAUUGAGGUCCGAGGGUCCAAUUGGGCUUUACCGCGGCAUUGGGGCAAUGGGACUCGGUGCCGGACCAGCCCACGCCGUGUAUUUUUCGGUUUAUGAGAUUUGUAAGGAGUUCUUCUCCGGUGGGAACCCCAAUAACUCUAUUGCACACGCUACCUCAGGCGUGUUCGCCACCGUAGCGAGCGACGCAGUUUUUACCCCAAUGGACAUGGUGAAGCAGAGAUUGCAGUUGAGUAAUAGUCCGUACAAGGGGGUUUGGGAUUGUAUGAAGAGGGUGUUGAGGGAAGAUGGGUUUAGAGCAUUCUACGCAUCGUACAGGACUACGGUCCUGAUGAAUGCGCCGUUUACAGCCGUGCACUUUGCGACUUAUGAGGCUGCCAAGAGAGGUUUAAUGGAGAUUUCACCAGAGAGUGUCAGCGACGAGCGUUUGGUUGUACAUGCCACUGCCGGGGCUGUCGCCGGGGCUUUGGCUUCUGCUGUUACUACACCUCUCGAUGUGGUCAAAACUCAGUUGCAGUGUCAGGGCAUUUGCGGAUGUGAUAGAUUCAAAAGUGGCUCAAUCAGAGAUGUUGUGAAAACAAUAUUGAAAAAAGAUGGAUAUAGAGGGUUGAUACGGGGGUGGUGUCCUAGGAUUCUUUUUCAUGCUCCCGCUGCUGCAAUCUGCUGGUCUACAUAUGAAGCCUCAAAAAACUUCUUUUAUGACUUAAACGAAGGCUCCAGCAGCGGCACUGUAACCUGAAUUGUUAACCUAUGAAGACAAAGUACAUUCUUGCAUUUCAUUACAGAUAUCUUGGCUCUGUAUAAUUGAGUUACAUGUACCGGUCUCACGGGUGUGGAGUAAGCAGAGGAUCAUCAAUUUUUUGAGCAAUUUUUAUAAUUGACCGCCGUCAAAUUUAAUCGGCGGUGCUAAUCAAAUUAGAUCCGGAGGCUUAAAUUUUGUUUGUACUGUAGACAUUUUGUUAGUUAUCCUUUUCUGCCUUGCUCGGUGUAUGCUUGAAUAAGCACCGAAGAGGUUUCAUUUAUUGUCUUGUUACAAUUUCCUUCUCUCUAUUUUUUGAUAAUUUGUUACUAUUAUUCUUAUUGACAGUAAAUUAAAAUUGAUACACCAUGUAUCAUACUAUAGUUCAUUAUCAGCA
Messenger RNA from Humulus lupulus (European hop), 1681 nucleotides. RefSeq lists its product as uncharacterized. NCBI's taxonomy places the organism in Eukaryota, Viridiplantae, Streptophyta, Magnoliopsida, Rosales, Cannabaceae. The record is from RefSeq and is a predicted model, not a curated record. Bases 295 to 1284 code for a protein of 329 amino acids. The transcript has 2 exons. Gene Ontology annotation, biological process: iron import into the mitochondrion. Gene Ontology annotation, cellular component: mitochondrial membrane. Gene Ontology annotation, molecular function: ferrous iron transmembrane transporter activity.